Solea senegalensis (Senegalese sole) is the source of this 4381-nucleotide messenger RNA. Its product is annotated as proline-rich nuclear receptor coactivator 1-like. Gene Ontology annotation, cellular component: nucleus; P-body. Bases 315 to 1181 code for a protein of 288 amino acids. NCBI's taxonomy places the organism in Eukaryota, Metazoa, Chordata, Actinopteri, Pleuronectiformes, Soleidae. Gene Ontology annotation, biological process: nuclear-transcribed mRNA catabolic process, nonsense-mediated decay. The transcript is spliced from 2 exons. The record is from RefSeq and is a predicted model, not a curated record.
AACCGGAAGCAGACCUGUGUUUUAGCUAACUUACCGUUGGUGCUAUAUCCGUUUUUUCGGACUCGAAGUGAAACGUCCGUCGGUGUUAUUUUUAGAAGUACACCCAGUUAAACCACGGUAUGUUGUUUUACACGCGACACGAUAGCAUUAUAUAUAAGUACUCCCACCAAUUCUUGUCUUUUUGAAAAAGCAGGAGGAGAAUAAUCGUUCGCUCGUAGCUAGCUGUUAGCCUGUUACGUUGUUAGCGGAAGCGUUGAGCCGCGGGGGAUUUUUGUUUUCCACAACUCGGUUUAUGUGUUCGACACUUUACAGAAAUGUUGGACGGUUCUUUGACUCCGGGCGAUGAAACGAACAUCGGCAACUCCGAGAACAACAACAACCUGAUGGUGAAGCUGUUGUGCGGCGGCGAUGCGUUUCUCACCGGGAACAAAGCGAGGCAGACGAUGCUGCUCAAGAAAGGAGGGAAGAAGCUGCGGACAACGACUGCGGCGACGACGCAGCAGCUCAACCAUCAGCACCAGAAACACGCGAGAAACACUCCGAUCAUCCGCCUGUUCGACCACAACAACAACACGACCGGUCUGACUUCUAACAAAGCCGCAAGUCAGUCCGGAACCGAACCUGCUGCUGUAACACAGACGGUUCUGAGCCUACAUCCUCUCAAACAGGGCGCCAGGAAAGACGUGCUGAAAUCCAAAGGUGGCAGAUUGGAUCGUGGGCCCGGACAGACGGGAGGACACACCAGCCACAACCUUCCCAGACACGACCACCACGCGUCCCAAAAUGUCAACAACCGCGGCCACAAGCCCAAGACUGCGAGCCAAACGCCCGGUGCUCCUCGCGCAACGAAGCGUCACGACCACCAGCACCACCACAGCAGCCCCAACAAGACGUGCUCUCCUCACCAGCCACCGUCACAAGAGCAGAAGAGGCCUCUCCACGCCUCCAACAACGUGAAGACUGCGAGCACGCCGCCGCCCGCUGAAACUGCCACAGAAUACCUCAAAGACGGCGAGAAAGUCUACGCGGGAGCUAAGUUCAGCGAGCCGCCGUCACCCAGUGUCUUACCCAAACCGCCCAGCCACUGGGUCGGAGAGAACCGGCCUCACCACGGCCACCAGAGCCGAGAGCAAAUGGCCGUUCAGUUAAAGUCGCUGCUGAAAGUUCAAGAUGCGCCGUGACGGCGCCCUGGUGCACGCCUAAUCUGACCCAACAGCAAGAAAAGGGAAAAGCCAACAAUCAGAAAAAUGAUAAUCCCACAAAUGGAAUUUGACCUUUAACACACUGCAAUACCACGGAGGGAUUUUUUUUCUUUUCUUAAUCAACAUUAGUACAAUUUCAACGUCACGCCAACGCGUUUGCUGCACGUGUGAACAUUCCGGUGACGUCAUGCUGUGUCAGGAGAUAUAGAUGUUUACUGUUACCGAUGAUACAGACUUUAUUCUUUUGGCAUUGUGAAGAAUUUUUGACCAGUAUUGGACACAAUAUACCGAUGUGUAUCGUAUCAGCUUGUGACUGACAUGCUGUGUAUGUCAGUGUUUAAUCAAAUAUUCUUCUUCCGGGGUUUUUUUUUGGUCUCCAACAGUAACGUGAUCGGUGUUUACGUUCUGCAGAAGACGAAAAACCUGAUGACGACGGCACUUUGUUAGCGUGGACACGUUUGAAGAGGCAGCCUUUGUGCGAUUGACUUUUUACCAAGCGUUUUUUAAAAUAUAUCGUAUAUCUGUGUGUAUUUUUCCUGAGAUUUUAGUUUUGUUACUCAGUUAUUAUUUUUAUUAUUUUUUACUUCUGUUAUUUUUGUUCUGCUUCAAAUGUCACCCUGCUAACUGAGGCACUUUGCUACGGAUCCUUCAACGCAACACACAGUGGACGUUAAAGAAAGAACGCUUCUUGCGCAGUUGCACUGAAAAAAACAAACAAAAGACGUGCGUUAAAGGGCAGGAAUCCUCGAGUUGACCAGCCACUUUGAUUAGGGAGAGCACUUUGGAGGGAGCUUUCCUCUUCUUUGAACGCGGGUCCUGCUGGUGGGAAAUUUCGUGUCGCAUCAGGGACAAAUGAAGCUGCCGAGGCCGUUAAAGUCUCAAUGAACGGAGUAAAACAUGAUGAUGAUGAGAAUGAUGUGAAAAGUCUGAACCAGCUGCUACAGAACGUCUGUAAUCCAGCAACUGUAGUCAUUUCUUUUACUUCACCGCACUGAUGUCGGCACGUCCACAUCAAACCGGAACUUUGCAGCGCUUUUUCUCUGCAGAGCUCCCCCUGCAGUUUCGGAGUGCAUAUUUUCUCGAGGCCACAGCAAACGUCCAUUCAUCCGUCCAUCGUCUACCUCUUUAUCCUCACUGUUUAAUGGAGCCAGCAAACACGAGUCAUGUCCAUGGCGGUCGACAUCCGUCUUUCACGCUUCUGUGUUCUUAAAAUGGCCGACGUUUACCCGUGUGUCGUUUCCUCUGGCGACGGUCUUCUCUGCGUCUUUUUCGCCGGCUCUGACACAAUGAGCGUCUAAAAUCACAACUUCACUACCUUGAUCUUCUCGACUGUUUAUGUUUUAGUGCCGUGAAGCAAAAUUCGAAAGCAAGAUUCUCCUGAUUCGUAAGGACUCUGCUUCACCUGCCCUGAUCUUGCAAGGCUGGUUUCCCGCUAAGACAGUAGGGGGCAGUGGUGUCAGCCCCUUAAUCUCCUCACAACAAGACAUUUAACCAUGACAAUGACUCUGAAGAUGUUACAUUUAGCCUCCUUUUCACACCAAGUUGUUUUUCUAUCGUUCAUAAACGGGAGUUUUUCGUGUUUUAUAAAAAGCGGGAGUAUCGCGCAUCGCUACGUCAACACAUUCCAUUCUUUAAAAAAAUAAUGUUCGAUAAUAAAAAUGUGUUAAUUCAGAAAACAUCUUCUAUUUCCCCCGUGAACGCCGCGUGCUUCCGAACUAAAUUACUCGUGCCAUUGUUGUCUGUCGAUAAAUUUGAUUAGCGCUGGAAUAAUUUGUCGGAUAAACUCUGCGAAUCCUUGUAAUUGUUUGCGUCAUUAUCCAGAUGUAAAAUGUGUUUUUUGUGUAUUUGUGUUGGACAAAUCACUUAAGCAGUAAAAUAAUAACGUUAUUGAUUCGCCGCGGUCGUUAAAUAUUACACAGAUCCACUGAAGUCCCGACAGGUUUUAUAUGCAACAUUUGAAUCUGUGUGCACCAAGCAUUUGUUAUAGAUUUUAUAUUUAUAAAUAAAUGUAUAUAUUUACGUGGACUUUUUUUAUUAUUAUUGUUUAAUUUUUAUUUAUAAAUGUCGAUAAAUAUCUUAAAUAUCUUUUUUUUCUCUCGACUGUUGGGUUACAAUUUGCAGCUACAGGAGAAAAAUAAGUCGUAGUAGAAAAGCAAACAAACGCGCGAUAUUUAUCGAUGUUUUAUCGAUAUUGUGCGCACAAGGUAGAAAAAUAAAAAAAUAAAAUCACAGAUCUGGAUUUUAGCUGCUCCGUGGUGAACGACUGCUGGUCUGACAGUUUGUUCCGGACAAAUAACGAUGAUGCAUAAUGAUGAUGAGAUUAACAGGGUUCCCACAGGUCCUUGAAGUCCUGGAAAGUUUGUGAAUGUGAAAAAAUAGAAAUGGGUCAUUGAAAGUGCUUGGAUUUUGUGCAGCAACGAAUUGGCCAACGCAGCGGUGUGGUGCACGCUGUCCACUGUCUUGACAUGAGACUCCAUGCAGAACAGUGAGCGAGUAAAGUUAAGCAAAGAGAGCGCAAAUGCCUGGGAAAUGAAAACACCAAGAUCUCUGUCUUACCAAAGACAAAUGACAAACUUUGACCAAGGUCCUAAAAAGGACAAUCACUUGUCCAGAGCAUUGUUGCAGAUCAAUAAAAGCGGACGCCAUCAUGGACAAAGACAACACUCGUCCAAGCUGUCCUCCGUCUUAAGCUGCGUCGGCACAUUCUAGUUCUUAGAAAGACCUUGAAAAGUCCUUGAACUUAAUGUCAACCAAGGUGUGGGAACCUUGCGUUUAAGAAAAUGGCUGCUGUUCUAAAUCGGUACGAUUUUGUUGUUUUUCAGGCGUAUUUUAGCUUCAUCUGCGUAAAUUAUAUAUAGUUUUACUUCUUUCUUGUUUUCACACAUCAAGACAUUGGAGCACAUUCAUGUUUCCGAGAGCAGUGUGGUGUGGAUUUAUCGCAGAAUUUUCUAAUUAUGUAACAUUUUUUUAAAUAUGUAUUCUUUCAUGGUGCAGGCAGCUUCUGUGACGUCGCACAUAAAUGGAAAAAAUGUACCAAUGUUGUUAAAGGAAAGAACCCCUCCCCUUUUUUAAAAAAACAAAAAUAUUGCAGUGUUUUAGUUCCACUUCACUAUUUGGAAAAAUGUUUUUAUGAAGCCUUUAAUAACAAAAAUCGAAUUAAAAUAUUGGUUUUCCCCCGA